This is a messenger RNA of Notolabrus celidotus (New Zealand spotty), 4890 nucleotides long. RefSeq names its product Fanconi anemia group A protein-like. Gene Ontology annotation, biological process: interstrand cross-link repair. Bases 189 to 4568 code for a protein of 1459 amino acids. Lineage: Eukaryota; Metazoa; Chordata; Actinopteri; Labriformes; Labridae. The record is from RefSeq and is a predicted model, not a curated record. Gene Ontology annotation, cellular component: Fanconi anaemia nuclear complex. The transcript is spliced from 42 exons.
GAGAGAGAAGAGCGCGAGACCACAACAUGGAGGAGAAGCUGAACCAAAACAGACACGAGCGUUAUUCAGCAAACCCGGGCAGGAACUGAGGCGAGAAGUACAAAAAUGACAACUAUACUGUUUUAAUCUCACAACUCCUAGAUUACAACCUUUAUUUUAAUUAAGUUUAAGCCGUAGGACCAAGUCAAAUGUCACUGAGUGCAACGUGUGACUCGGUCUCUCAGAAAAGGACUCUGUCCAGCCUCCUCGCUGGCCGUGUGGUGAAGAGGCCGAAGCAGGAGGAUGGUCGGCGGCUGCAGGAGGCAGCGGUCCAGCUGUUGGAGCAACAGCAGAGCCUCAGCUGUCUGCUCAGGGAGAUCGGGAAUCCAGAUCUGUGCAACAUGUUCCAGAAACAGUCCGAGGGCGUCUCAGAUACUCUUCCAGGUUCACUGCUGGUGUUCGAGCUGAGGCGCCAGGCCUCACAGCUUGGUGUCCCUGUUGCGGGGGUGUCAGUGAAGAUGGUGCUGGAGAGACUGACGGAGAUCACUGAAACUGAGGAGGAGGAGGAGGAGGAGGAUGAGGAUACGAGGAGAGGGCUGCUCUCUUUCUCUCAGAGGGCCCAGCUGUGUGUCCUGCUGGAGGCCUGCAGAGGACUCAUGUCACAGGGAGCCCUCUGUCCUAAACUCUUGUGGCAGGAGUACAGAAGAGAUCAGAGGCUUCCUAACCUAGAGGUGGUGUACCAGCUUCAUGUUCACAGCAUCAUUAGUCUGAAGCACAUUUUGGAGAGUGAUGAAGGCGUGAGGCUGUGGUUGGGCUCUCGGUUGAAGUCUCUGUGCAGAUGCAGACUUCCACAAGAAGAAGAGGAGACCUGUCGAGUCCAACAGAGAGUUUUGUCGACUGUGGUUGGGGUUUUGGUGGGUAUCGGAUUCGAACAGAGCCAUGAUCCAGCAUCCUCAGAGCGGAGGACGUCCCUGCUUUGCUGCUCCGUGCUGGACGACCUGCUCUUCUGGCUGCUCGACUCUGUGGAGGAGAGUCAGACGCUUCAUCCUGCAGGACCAGGACCUGAGAUAUGGAUUCGGAUAUUUGAUGCUUCAUUGUGUGGAGUGUCAGCUUCAGCGGACGCCCUUCAGCGUUUCUUCAGACACUCUCUCACAAACACUCUGACUUACAAGCCUCGGCUGACCGUGUCAGACGCCAUCACUCUGCAGAACGAGUGGACCUUUGCAAAAGCCAAUCGGGUGUUGACCUCUCUUUUCCGAAAGCUGGCAGUGAUCUUCAGCAUGGAGCAGCUGUUAGGUCACCUGCAGCAGGUGCUGGAAACCCACGAGGUCAACUGGAAAUACGUCCUGAGCUUCCUCUCAGCUCUGCUGGUUUAUAACCCCGGAGCCCAGUCCAGCCUGAGAGAGCUGCUGUCCAGACUCCUGACUUCAGCAUUUGAAGGCUAUGAUCUGGAGAACAUGAUAACUGCGUUCCUGUUGGCUCGUCAGGGAGCACUGGAGGGACUCGCUGUGUUCCCCUCGUACACCGACUGGUUCAAGUUGUCCUUCGGUGGAGGCAGCAGCUACCAUGCAGCCAGUAAGAAGUCUCUGGUGUUCCUGCUGAAGUUCCUCUCAGACCUGGUGCCCUUUGAACCCCCACAAUACCUCAAGGUUCACAUCCUGCACCCUCCAUAUGUACCCAUGAAGCACCGCAGCCUCCUGAUGGAGUACGUCUCUCUGGCAAAGACCCGACUGGCUGAUCUAAAAGAAUCUGUGGAGGACAUGGGUUUGUAUGAAGAUGUCUCUGCUGCAGGUGGAGCAUCAGUGCAGUGCCCGGCUGCUCAGGAUGUGGAGAAGGCCGUGUCUCUGUUUGAUAGCACAGGAAAGAUCUCUGCCACAGUCAUGGAGGCCAGUAUUUUCCGUCGGCCGUACUUCCUCACCCGGUUCCUCCCUGCUCUGCUGACACCAAGAGUGCUUCCUGUGAAAGCUGAUGCUCGGAUGAGUUUCAUCGAAGCUCUGAAAAAAGCGGAUAAGAUCCCGGCUGCACAGUUUUCAUCGUACGUGGAGGCCUGCCAGAAGCAGAGGCAGCAGGAUAAGAAUGCGGUGUGUUUGGACUCUAACGAUGAUCCUCUGGAGGUCCUGAAGAUUCAGCUGCAAGAGCUCACAGAGCGGGUUGUUGAGGGGAACGAUGGAGAGAUGUCAGCACAGCUAUCCAGAGUCUCACACACACUGAGCGUCAUCUUUCCUGGCCGUCCCAACGAGUCUGUUGGUCAGAAAGUCAUCGACCUUCACGUCGACUCUCCACCGUCUCCUGAGCUCCACGUCAAAGUUAUCAACAUGAUCCUCAGAAACUUCUGCCAAUGCACGUUAAACGCUUCUCGAGCAAACCCUCCAAACAAACAGAGUCUGUGGGCCUCCAGGUUUGUCGGCAUGCUGCUCAGUAACACACAGCUCCUCUCCAGCCUCCUGUGCAGACUCUGGGACCUGUUUCGUAACCAGGGAUCAUCACUGAGUGCGGCACACUUACUUGGUCUGGCAGCAUUAGUGGUCCACCUGCAGGCCUCCAUGUCCCACAGUCCUCUGGUUCAGCUGGUCCCGAGCAUCCGGCCUAAACCUGUACCUGUUAGCGAAGCUCUGAGCUCAGCGCUAGUCUGCAGCACACAUUCGAACAUGCUCUUCUGUGUCAGGUUUUGUGUGGCAGCUGUGUGUUAUGGGAUCUGCAGAGGAGACUCUCUUUCAAAGGAAACACAGCCCGACUACAUCCUCAGCAGCCUCUACAAGAAGCUUCUGUACCUCAUCCCAAGGCUGUUGCCUGAUGCCAGAAGGACUCCCAUCACUGCUGGAGGUAAAGUCAGUGAACACCACGAGGAGCACCUGCUCAGCCUGUGGAGCGGUGCCACAGACACAAACAGCACCUGGAGGAAGACUGCCUGGCUCCUGUGGAGGGACCCUGCGUUCUGUCAGCUACAACAGAAACCACCGUACCAGGUAGAGAGGGUCGUCUGUUUAGGUUCUGAGUGUCAGUUAUCAUUCUCCGAAUGGCUGGCUAACGAGCUCAGAGUACAGAGAGGAUCAGAUGCUCUCUCAGACGCAGAGCGUCAGGAAUACCAGCAAUGGGCCUGUCUGGAGCACUACCUGCCUCUUCCGGAGGAGCAGGGAGGCUGUGGAGGAGACAUGAAGAACCUUUGUACUCAUCUUCUAAAUGCCGUCAUGGACCAACAGCACUUAAGCAACCAGAGCCUGGAGACGCUCCAUCACAGAGAGGCAGACUCAGGAACCUGUCUGCCUGACAUCCUGUCCAGAUUACAGGAGGUUGUGUAUGAGAUGGAAGUGAGCGACCUCUCUAGCAGUGGAAGGAGAGGAGCUGGCAUGAGCGACUUUCUGUUCGAGUUUGUGGCUCAGAGAUGUUCCACCUCAGCUUCACCCAGCAUCAGCACCGAGCUCAGCCUGCAACACACACUUAACACCUGGAACAGAGUGCUGUUGACUUUACCCGCGGUUGUAGUGGUUAAAGUAAAGACUGAAGGAGGAAGGACGACUCUGGACUGUAACAAACUGAUCCAACAUGUCAACCAGCAUCAGAGGCAGGCGUGUUCUCCAGCUGGUUUGCUGUCCUUCCAUCUGACAACACACCUCCUAAAAGGUUUGUUGUGCGGCAGUGCGCGCUGCGGACGCCCAAGGGAGGAAUUCAACAGAGCCUGGUCUCAGAUCAGUCCACACUGUCCCCUCCUCCUGGUCUCCACAGUGCACUGGUGGCAGCGUCUGUCUCCAGUGUUGUCGUCGCUGUGGAGUCGAUUGUGCGAUGAAGAGACUCUGCCGGAGCAGCUGCAGAUCCUCACUGACUGUCACAGCUGGGCCUCCAGUUUAGAGAGAGGCUCUCCGUCCUCGUCAGUGUCUGCAGCUUCAGCUCUGCUGCAGGCUGCCUGCCUGCACCGGGCCUGGGGAGGCUGUGGUUACGACACGCAGGGCGUCAUCGCUGCUGUGAAGAUGCUGAGACCAGAGAGAGGAGCAGAGAACCAGCAGGUCCUGGUGUUUCUGUUUUUCCUGAGUGUCAACGACUACCUGUCAGCACUCCUGUUCCCUCAGGAGAAGAGUCAUCAGAGAGCCGGGGCGUUAUGCACAGACCUCCUGCAAGUGUUGGUGAGCUCUGCUGACUGGCUGCUCGGUUUUACUUCAAACGCUCCGGAUAAAGGCGUCUAUCAGUCAGCAGCCAUGAUGACAUCAGAUGAGUUUACCAAACUGAAGCCUUGGGCCUUCUUCAGCCUGCUGCUGCAGCAGAGUGCUGGACUGUGUCAGAAGGCCGUGAGCUGUCCGGGGUUCCUCCACGCUGCUGUCCUCUGCUACGUCAGGCUGCUGCAGCUCGCUCUGGAAGGACGCACUCCCACACGGGCCGCUGAGCCCUCUGACCAUCAGGCAGAGCCUUUUCAGAUAUUGAGGCAGGCCAAGCAGUUCCUUCUGAGAGCGAUCUCACAGACAUCCCCCACUGCUCUGACCUCCAGCCAACUCAGACAGCUGCAGUCCCAGUGUACAGACCUGGAUCCGGAGGUGGCAGCAGCUCUCUCGUUGCAGCUCGAUCCAAACAGCCACAGCCCAGAGAUGGACUUCCUCUGAACACUGCACACUAUUGUUAAAGCUACGAUGUCUACAGUAAACAGUUCCCUCCACUUCACUGCAGAGCCGUCUCCUCUCUGAUGGUCCUGCAGGGACUUUAUCGUUCUGUGGUUCACCUCCUUCACUUCUUAUGUUCCUGUGGUUAUAUUUAUCUGAAAGAUUCUACAAAGAGAACAGUCUGAACUCAGUGUUGUAAAAAAAAAAAAAGAAUUGCAUUUAUUUACAUAAUGCACACAGGACUGUAUCAUACACAUGUACACCUGAAGCCCUUUACACUGUGACAAGUUUAUACAAACAUGAAAUAAAACUGACGUGAACGUUG